Messenger RNA from Cyclopterus lumpus (lumpfish), 2489 nucleotides. RefSeq names its product zinc finger DHHC-type containing 1 (gene zdhhc1). Bases 422 to 2128 code for a protein of 568 amino acids. The record is from RefSeq and is a predicted model, not a curated record. The transcript is spliced from 11 exons. Gene Ontology annotation, biological process: peptidyl-L-cysteine S-palmitoylation; protein targeting to membrane. Gene Ontology annotation, cellular component: Golgi apparatus; endoplasmic reticulum. Gene Ontology annotation, molecular function: protein-cysteine S-palmitoyltransferase activity. NCBI's taxonomy places the organism in Eukaryota, Metazoa, Chordata, Actinopteri, Perciformes, Cyclopteridae.
ACAGCGCAUGAGCCGGGAGAGGGAGGCGGCCGCAGCUAUGCUAACAGGCUAAAUAGCUAGCUUCCUCAGGUUUAAAUGCUAAACGUGUACAAUGAUCUUCUGCGUGGUAGACAUGUACUUCAGAGGCCCGUCGUCCGACCCAGGAACGCUUACUGUGAGCCACUAAACGCUUAUUUAGAAGCUCGGUGUUAGCUCGGUGUUAGCUCGGUGCUAGCUUGGUGCUAGCUCAGAUGACGUCACUGAGCAGGGAGCUAAUUACCGGAAGUAACCCGGUCCUCUCCAUCAACGGCCUGGUCCGGACUCUGGGACGGGAUGCAGCGGACCGGAGGGCCCGUAACGGACCGUAAGGGACCGUAGCGAACCCGUAGCGGACCCGGAGGGGCCCGUUAAACCUGUACACAGUUCUGUGUGUGCGUGCAGGAUGGACGCGUGCAGCGGGAACCCGAACCGCACGGCGCCAGUGGCCGACGGGCCGCACCGAGCCGACGCCCCCCUGUGCUCCAGGACCAAUGGGUGGAGCUGGCCCCCCCACCCCUUCCAGCUGCUGGCCUGGCUGCUCUACGUCUACUUCGCCGUCACCGGCUUCGGCGUGUUCGUCCCCCUGCUGCCGGCUCACUGGAUCCCUGCAGGCUACAUCUGUACGGGGGUCAUGUUCACCUGUCACCUGUGUGUGCACGUGAUGGCCGUGAGCGUCGACCCGGCCGACCACAACGUCAGAAACAAGAGCGACAAAGGUCCGAUCCCCGAGUUCGACCGCUCCAAACACGCCCACGUCAUCGAGAACUGCCACUGCUUCCUGUGCCAGGUGGACGUAGGUCCCAAGUCCAAGCACUGCAGCGCCUGCAACAAGUGUGUCUCUAACUUCGACCACCACUGUCGCUGGCUCAACAACUGUGUGGGCAGCAGGAACUACAAGUUGUUCCUCCACAGUGUGGUCUCGGCGCUGUUGGGGGUCUCUCUGAUUCUGGUCGUAGCCUCCUACGUCUUCAUUGAGUUUUUUCUAGACCCAUCCAAACUCCGCUCUGACAAACACUUCCUGGUGAGGAAUGAGACCGCGCUGUGGUUCGUCUUCCUGCCCGUGGCCCCCGUACCGUCUUCAGCAGCAGUAAUUCCCGGUCUGGCUGCCGUCACCAUCGCUCUGGGUCUGCUGUCCUCGGUGCUGCUCUGCCACCUGCUGUGCUUCCACCUCUACCUGAUGUGGAACAGACUCAGCACCUUUGAGUACAUUGUGCGUCAGCGUCACCGCCAGGACGGCAGAGACUCCAGAAAACCAGGACCAGGACCCUUGAAGGAGCCGACGGCUCCACCGUCGGCCCUCCUCAUCCAGGACGGGAACUACGCGGGGCCUCUGGGCUACACCAACCCUCAGCUGGCGGUGGAGGAGCCCACCACUGUGUCUGUGUCGGGGGGGGCAGAGUUCCUGUCUAACGGCAGAGUGAGGACCGUGUCCAGUCCUGUUAUGGAGGAAGAAGCUCCGCCCACAACGUCUACUGAGCUGAAAGCAACAGAACACACACACCGACGCACACAGAAAAGGAAGAAGGUCCGUAAAGUUCCAGUAGAGGUCACCAGAGGGCGCUGCCCGGGUUCAGCCCUCCUCCCCGCAGAGUCCAGCAGUGUGUCUCUGGGUCAGCGGCUGCCUUUCCCAGCAUUCCCUCUGAGGGCGUCGCUGCUCCCCCUGGCUCCGCCCCCGGGCCCCGUCCAGGCCGCCGCCCCUCCGGCCGAGUACCACUCGGACUCUGCAGAGUCCCUGGAGGAGAUCCCUGUGGCGUUGGCCAAGCUGGGCUCCUCAUCCUCGGCUGCUGCCGGAGACGCCUCCUCUCACAGGGGGGUCCCGGCGUUCCCCCUCCCCUCCCCCCAGCCCAGGACUAAGAGGAAGGCCGCCCCCUCCCGCCCAAAUAAGGGCGCCUCUGAGCUGCGGUUCGAGAUGGCCUCCGCCCGGCCGCCCGUGGUGUUCGUCAGCCGGGCGAGCGGAGAGGCCGCCGAGCCCUGGGAGGAAGGCCUCGGUCUGGGCAGGAGGCUGACCGGCUCCAGGCCCCCCGGGGCCAGGCCGGGGCCCGGACCCGGGUCCAGACCGGCGUCUCGGGGGUCACUGGGCUCGGCUGCAGCGUCUCGGGCGGAGCAGUGAGGGAACUAUCGGUGCCAUCUUUCUGCCACGCACAACAAUCUUUGUUUACUUCUAAAGACUCGUUUUUGUACCUCUGUAUUUAUUGUUUUUGACGAUGACUUUUUAAUCCUCAGUGCUCGAUGUGUACGAAGAGACCCGGAAACCUUCACUCUAAAACCAUGACAUCACUUCCUGUCCAGCUCAACAACCACAAACACGCUGCUAAAGUUUUUACACAUGACACAGUUUAAAUGAUUAAACUCACUAGUUUCACACGUGAACAGUUGAUCUGUUCAGUUAUUUUAAUGUUCUUACUUCACUACGUGCCACCGUGUUUGUUUCCUCUCAUUUGACCGGUUUGACAAUAAAAGACUGAAAACAC